UUGAAAGGUCGUGUUUUUGUAUUAUCAUAUUUGUGGCUGGCUGAAGGUAAUUUCUCAACAACUGUCAAUUUGAAUUCACAAUCGUUCUUUUUAAGCCUAGACGGCGUUCUCUUAGAAUUUUUACAUAUCGCAUUAUCUUUCAACAAUAAAACGACUGUUUCUAAGCGAAUUUGAUUUAGGUUAAAUAAUGGCUGAAAGCGCUCCAUCUACAGAAUAUGCUACCAGCGAAAUGCCAGUAUCAGAAGCGGGAGAAGCGACCCCCGCUGGAGGGUACCCUGGGGGGUUCCCUCCAUACCCUCCUUACGCCACGGAGACUGUACCGCCUUCGGUUGCCGAUACUAUAAUGGCGGGCCGCGAUCUUAGAGUGCAACACAAGUCUCUCCCUAAACAGAUUGUGAGGCCACCACCAAAGCCAGCUCGACCAAGAGGUCCAAAAGCAACAGACGUGAAGCUUUCAAAGCGCGCGGCGCGAGCCCACGCGCGAUGCUUGAAGCGGCAUGGCGCCGUUCUCACCGACCGUCUUGAGCGAAUAUCUCGUCCGCCGUUGCGCAGCGUCAUCUACCUGUGGCGACAGUACGCACGUAUGCUUCCCGCCGACACGAUUGCUCGAUUGAGGACAAUGCUGGAUGCAGAUCAGCCUUUCAAGCCGGAACAGGCUUACGAAUACUUUAUAAAUCUCAAGAAAUCAAAGAAGAAGGGUGCUACGAUUAAAAUAAAUCAAUUUAAGAAAGAUAUUUUGGCGUUAUGCGGUGACAAGAGAUUUGUCUGGGCUCGUAAUGCCACCGUUGCGUUCGCGAGGGGCAUUCAGCAACGGCUGUCGAAACCUGGCUCAUAUGCCCUUGCAGAUGGAAUGUUAAGGCUAUCUAACAUCAUUUUGGAAGAUUUGUGCUCGUACAUGCAUACGAGGCCGCCGUCGCGCAGAGCCACACACCCUAAAGCGAAGUUCAUGAUGGAAAUGGCAGACAAGAUAGCAGUUUGGAUUGACGAAAUACUGGCAGAGUCUGAGGACCGUAUGCUGAUGAUGGACUUCGACGAAGAUGAAGAUCUUGUAGAUGCUGAUGAAGCGGGGGACGCGGGUUUCGCUGAUGACUUCCUUAAUAUGAUGGGAGGGGAUGGUGGGCUGUUAAAACUACCGUUGCCUGCUUAUCUCAAUUUUACUGGAGAAAUGCUGGAGGUCUUUAAUAUUCUAACGGAGUCGAUGUACGAUAAAGGAGACGCGCAUCUUCUUACACAUGGAAAGUUUACCACCAACUAUUCAGAUGCUGCUGAUGAAUUAAAGCAAGCAACCGAUUUCAAUGCUACCGAUUUCAACUCUACGUUAGCCAACCAACUGAAGAAAGAUCUGGGCGAAACUGCUGCCCCAAAGACAACAGAAAAGCUCAAGCCCUUCAUGAAAGAAAUGGUUGAAAUUUGUUCCAACUAUUUAGCACAAUUUGCUGAAUAUAACAAAGACAAAGGUCCAGCUUUUAAAUUGCUGGUGAAAACAAUGAAAACAAAAGGAGCUCAACAGUUGUACCAGAAGGGCAAGGCGAAAAGGACUUAUGGAAAGGCAGCAACAGAAUUAGAAGACGCAAAGGGUCUAGAAAACGACCACGAUGAUCCGAACUUAUCUCAAGAGAUUCAUUCCGCUCUUUCCAAGGUAGUUGAAGGACAGACUCCAGCUGAGUUAAAGGAGGAUAUGAAAGGAACUUUGGACAUAUGUUCGAAAUAUCUCUCACAGUGUGCCGUUGAUGAAAUUGAGCGAGGCCCAGCAUUCGACCUUCUUAUAAAAGAAUUAGAGAAAAAUGGUCAGGAGCCGUUUACGCCGCAGUAUUCUGUACUGCCGACUAGAUUUGUUGCGGCUUAUACAUUAAAGUCUGCGCCAGGGUUGACCAGUAGCACACCUGAUCCGACAACGGCUCCCGUAUUUUUGGAGCCUUUGCACAAAGCAGUUGAUACUGUUACUCCAAAAAACUUAAAAAAAGAUAUGAACGAGGUAAUUGAACGCUGUGCAAACUAUUUAUCUGCGUUCAUCAGAGACAGAGAUAAAGCAAUGCAAGCUCUUCUUCAAAUGAUGAAAAAUAAUCCGAAAAAUGAGGUAGCGAAAAGAAAUAACUAUCUUAUGACUUACGAUAUUGGAGCCAAAGAAAUAGAAACGUCACCUCUCAUUAUACCGUAUAUGCCUAUCAAAGAUAUUGCAGAUGAAGCAAAGGAGCACUUGAAUAAUGAUAUGUCAAAAGUGACGCCGCCUGAUUUAAAGAUAGCGAUGAAAGCUGCGGUACAAGACGUGGCGAAGUUUCUAUCACAACCGAGCGCCUUACGUAGUGGUGUUGCCGGCGAGCGUUACCCUUUAAAUUUUCUAGCAGCGAUAAAGAAAUCCUUGGGAUCCAAACCUCUUUUUAAAUACAAGGCAUUUGGCCAAACUUAUGCAGAUGGCGCUGAUGUGUUAAAGUACUCCGGACCAUUGGAAUCCGAUCCAAAAGCUGAAAAUCUUCAGUAUGAAAUUGCAGCAGAAAUUGAAAAAGGAGUACCCCCUCAACUAUCACCUACCAUGGCUAAUGAAAUAAGUGCCACAAUGGAAGACGCUGCAAAACAUUUGGCAAAAGUUGGGAUGGAGAAAGGAGAAGCACUUCAAUAUUUAGUCAAUUUGAUGAAAGAUCAAGGAGAAACCCCUAUGGGGCACAUUCAAGGAUACCAGCAAUCUUAUAAUGAUGGUGCUAGACGAAUCGAACUUAGCAAAAGUUUGGCGACUGACAAGGUUGACAAAGGGACGUACGAGUCUCUUUUAGAAAAGUUAAAUGGAUUGGUUGAAGCAAAACCGAACAAUGAGUACGCAAAAGUCAUGCCAGGUAUUAUAGACGACGCAUCAAAGUUUCUGGCAUCACCUCUUCCUGAAAAUGACAAGGAGAAACGCCAACUAUUGGCCGAUUUAAUGGCGCGAAAAGGUGACGAAAUAUUAAGAGAAGAAAGUAUAUACAAAAUGACAUAUACGGAAGGUGGUCAAGAAUUACUUAAUGCGCCUGUGGGUGUGAGCACAGCCCGUGACGUAGCCGCAAAAGAUGAUAUUCUGCAAAAAAUAAAAGCAGUCAUACCGGAUGACAAGAAGAUACAAGAUAUUUUAAAAGAGCCCGCUAAUGAAGGAGCUGCAUAUUUAGCAGACAUUGUCAAAGGACGAGGGGAAGCAAUGCAGGUCAUACACGAUGGAUUGAAGAAAGAAAAAGAUAAAGACUUUUUAACGUUGGGAAAAUUCUCCAAAAACCACGAACAAGUCGCUGAUAUGCUCUCGGGUGCAUCGCAUUUUGGUGGGCAGAAGCCAUCACCCGCGGUUGUUGACAAAGUUUCUUCCAAAAUAGAAGCUUUACCCCUGCACUUUCCCGAGUCUGCCAAACCGUUCGCUAAAGAAACAUCGGAUAUUGCCGUAAAUUACGUGGCUGGCGUAGCCACUAAAGAGUGUGGUCUGGAUCCGAAAGCCCUCGCGGAAUUAGAUGGGGGUUUAAGUAAGCGUGCAGCGGCUAGUGCUAAAUCUGGAGCCACCCAGGGUAAGCCUUCCGCACCCACCCAGGGUACGCCUUCCGCACCUACUGCAUCAUCAACAACGGCCUUGAAUGCUGACGAAGCAGCAAAACUUCGGGGUUUGCAGGCGGCGCGGAGGAGGGAACAGGGUUUAACUAGCGGAGAUGAUAGAGAGCGCGAUGAGGCAAUGAAUAUAUUGCACGGACAGCUGAAAGCCCGUGGCGGUGAGACGAUGUACAAGCAACCGCACACAGAGCUAACACACUCUCUAGCGUCGGACUGGUUGUCGAUGAAACCCCCAAUGAAGGUAGAUAAGGCGGUAAAGGAAUCGGGUGACACAGCGCGCCUUCACAAAAAGUUUGAGAGGAAACUCAGCGGCCUAGUUGCCAAAUGCACACCAGAAGAUAUGUAUGAUACCAUGCAAGAUGUCAUCAUCGAGUCUUCAAGGAUCUUAUCAGAGUAUUUUGUAACUAAAAGCUACAAAGCUUUGGUUCGUGAAGCUUUAAUAUCGGAAAUGCAGAAACGUGGCAACGAAAUACUUAUCGAAGUGGAUGGCGCUGCCGAAACGUAUUUCUUUGCAGCGCAAAGAUUAAAGAAAGCGUCCACCCUGGAUGUUAAGGAGCCCUGUGCGGAAGUUUCAUACUUUCUGUCCAAAAAAUUGGACGACAUGAUUCGCUGCCGAUCGAUGGCUAGGAAACUCACUUCUGCUAUGAAAGAUCACAGCAAAGAGGCAUCCGACUAUCUAUCAGCACAUGUUACAAAACCAGAUGAGCAAAUUGAGGCCUAUGUAACAUUAUUAAACGAAAUGGAGGCGGCCGGGGACAGCCUACUUAUCGAGGGAAACAUUCCCAAAUCGUACAAGGAUUCAGCAGCUUACCUACGCCAAUUGACAUCUUUUGAAGACCAAAUUAGACGGCCUGAUGCCGCACUGCAGUCAGAGACUGAGAGGAGGCUGCAGAAUCUUAUGGCUAAUGUCACUAGCAGUGGGUCUAGCAAGGCUGCCAAAGAUGGAGUUAUAAAGGACUCUACGCAGCUACUUGUGUCUUACAUAAUGCUCCUAGUUGAAAAAACCGAAGCCUUGAAAGUAUUGAUAGAACAAAUGGAUCUGCACGGCGGAAAUGUUUUAUUACGCCAUGGGAAAAUUCGGAAGACUUACGCAGAGGGCGCUGAUAUGUUACGUAGUAAAAACGCGGAUCAGCUUAGCGUGGCCAGCGCAGAUCCGGUGGUCGUGAGGAAGAUUCAAAUUAAACUUAGAAACAUCAUGCAUCGCUACACGCCAGAAAAAUUCGUUAAUGUUAUAGAUGAUGUCAUUGAAGAGGCCACUAUGUAUUUAGCAGUACAUUUCUUACAACCACAAAUAAUUCAAGUGUGCAAGUGUAUGAAGAACGUAUUCGUGCAAUGCGAGUUGUGGUGCGACGAGAUCCUGCGGCGUGUAGCGCGGCCAUGCUGCUCUUGUUCUCGCCACAUCUCUACGCAAGCACUGUCUGACCUUGCACCCGGGCCAAUCCAUGCGACACCUGGUUCUUCCCGUGCUUACGCCGACGGUCUCGAGAUCACCAUUGGCCCGUGCCCCACUAGGGUCGACCGGACUCCGGGGCCAUGUCCGGCCACGCGGCCCACAGACGAGUGCGGCCGCUACACAACCACAUCAUAUUUAUUUUACUCGCCUGCAUCUGGUCGCCAACGCUCACUUUACUACAGCCCGGAGCGACUCAGUCCUGAUGCUGGGUCUCUGCACAUCUCACGCAGCCGCGAGUCUAGAUCACCACUUUCGACAAACCGCUCCUUCGGUGAACGAUUUGGCGAAACGAUAACCAAGGAGCUUAGAAACAGGUCGCCGACUCCCAUCAGAGAGACGGAGACGUCCUCCUCGUUCUAUACUCCACAGAGUGGCCAGGGUCUCGACUCAGAUCCGCCCGAAAUGGACGUAGCUUCGCCACGUUUUUGGAACUCUCCCACAACAAUGUACGCGGAGGUCUUUACGCCGAAUGUCCCACAUCCGCCGGUUAAACCCACGCGACCAGGGAAUCCAACGCAGGAGCAAAGAUCGUCCAAUUCCAGAGCGCCAAUAGUGAGCACUGAGCAGAUGAGUGACUGGCACGCCAUGUUGGUGAGCCUUAUGUGGAACGUACAAGCCUGGAGAGACUGGAUUCAGGAGAACUUUGACCGAGCGCUGGCCUUUCAGCAGUCUGAAUCCCUAGGACAAUCCGACGAAAGCUGGAGAGGUUUUCAACGAAGAGUAGCAACUGAAGCACUUCAAUGGCGACAGUACAACAAAUUUAGCCGCCAGUUGACUCUGCGUUUGGCUCUAAGAUACAGAGAUAAACAGAUCGUGUCCCCCACUCGAGGCACAGUGAAGACAAAUGUGUAUGUCGAGUGUCAGCAGGAAAUGUUGGAGAUCAUCGACAUGUUCAACAAGUGGACCGUGUGGUUGACACUUGUGAUUAAAGAAACGGAUUCGUUACAAAAUCAGUCGGAUACCGACUCCACGUUAACUCAAGUGCGAUGGAAUCACUUCAAGAGGAAGAUACAAGAAUACGCAGAGGAUUGGCAGAAGUAUAACACGCAUUUGAAGGGUUGCUGGGAACAAAAACACAAGAAAAUUAUAUCUGAAUGGGUUCCAUCGUGGGGUUCUGCAGGCCCAGUGUGGGUGGUUAGCGCGUGUGGGGCGGUGCCCAGCGGGGCCGUUCCAGCUGGUCUCUAUGAGGGAGAACUGACGUGGCUAGCACGCACCACGCACAAAUGUAACGUGCUUCCGGCCGCACUGCAUCCAUCGAAGCACUGUUGCGUGGUAUACGCUGACGGCGCCGUACAUCACUAUACGAAGUAUCAAGUGAUGUGCAAUGCCGAAGUGCGAUGGGUGGCGUGGAGGGCGGGCGCGGGUGUGGGGGGCAAUGGGGGGAACGGGGGUCGUGCGGUACGCGUGGCCCCGGGCGUACACGCCGGCCGCGUACACUACCGCGGAUCGCACUUAGUAGGCGCAGUACAUGCCCCCCACUACCGAUGCCAUGUCGUCAUCUAUGGACGCCCGUUUGCGUUCAACUGCUACGAGCUGUUGCUACUAGCUGACUGAACACGUGUAU
Molecule: messenger RNA, 6575 nt
Organism: Pieris rapae (cabbage white)
Lineage: Eukaryota; Metazoa; Arthropoda; Insecta; Lepidoptera; Pieridae
Exons: 58
Coding region: 188-6565 (2125 amino acids)
Source: RefSeq, a predicted model, not a curated record